Molecule: messenger RNA, 243 nt
Organism: Blepharisma stoltei
Lineage: Eukaryota; Ciliophora; Heterotrichea; Heterotrichida; Blepharismidae
Source: the annotation of a GenBank genome assembly
AUGGCCCAAAAAAAUAGGCCAAAAAAAAAUAGGCCAAAAAAAAAUAGGCCAGAAAGAAAUAGGCCAAAAAAAAAUAGGCCAAAAAAAAAUAGGCCAAAAAAAAAUCGGCCAAAAAAAAAUAGGCUAAAAAACAAUAGGCCAAAAAAAAAUAGGCCAAAAAAAAAUAGGCCAAAAAAUAAUAGGCCAAAAAAAAAUAGGCCAAAAAAAAAUAGGCCAAAAAAAAUUAGGCCAAAAAAAAAUUAG